AAAGUAUAGCUCAUCAUGGCCGAUGCAAAGACCCAGUUAACGAGGGACGGAACGAUGCAAGUGACUGCGAAGGAGGGAAUUGAGUAUCUUCAGGCAGCCAAGAAGGAUACAUUGUUGGAGUUGCAGGGUCUUAAACCUGGAGACACAGGAGCUCCAUCAUUGGCUAGAGCUGGCACCAUGGCUGUCACCGCUAAGGAAGGCAAUGCUUUGCUGGGCGAGUCCAAACCUGAUGCUGAUGCUCUUACUCGCGGUCAGCAGCGGAAGAUUGAUGAAAUUUCAUCAGAAAAGAUCCCUCAGUCACCAGCAAAGAAACCUCGCAUGUCUAAAGAUAACACCAUGGUUGGAACAGCAAAGGAAGCCAAAGCCUUACUAGGAAAUGAGAAGUUGGGAGACACUAGGCAAGAAACGAAAGCUAAACAGAAAAAGACUCCUGUUAAGCGAGAAACUACGAUGGCGAAAACGAUGAAAGAAGCUCAAGACAUUCUGGUGGGUGCUACAGAGGUGGGUCGCAGGACCCGCUCCCAGUCCCGUGGAGACACCAAACCAUCACCCCCAAAACGAGCAGGAACUAUGCAAUCAACAGCUAAGGAGGGCAAGGAGUUCUUGAAGCGAGGAAAGAAGGGUAACAAGGCAUCAGAGGAGGACGAAGGUGAAGACGAAGAUGCUGAGAAAGAUGAAGCCACAGAGUGACCAAUCAAAUCCUCAGAAAUCAUUGCCCUAAGGCUGGCAUAAUCACAAACAUGUCAUCUCCAUCCACCAUUUACAUUCAGGACCUUGCAGACGCCCAUUUAUUCGCAUUUGUCGUCUGCUGAACAGAUUAGAACUUACUGUGGGAAGAAUGUCGUCAGCGAGUUCUUUGGCUCUAUUCUACGGACAGUGGAAUGGCAUGUCAUUUUUAAUCUCACACAUUUACGUCUGGAUGUCUUUACAUUUCUGUGUUUUUAUAUAUCUAGUUGAUGUCUUGUUACAUGUACUUUGUCAUUUCAUUUAUAUUGCAGCAUUUGUGAUGUUGGUUGUUAGGAUAUUUGUCUAUCCUAGAUUUUUCAGUUCAAAUAAGUGAUGUUACCAAAGUUGUGUAUAAAAUUAUGUUCUUAAGGGUUUUUUUAAGAUAUAAACAAAAUUUUUAUAUGUAGUUCUGACAAAGUAAUGUGCUGGAAAUUUUUAGAUAAAUUUGACACAUUCUGAGCCAUUAUUAAGAUAUUUAGUGAUCCUUAAAAGUUGUACUAAUAAGUGGUCCUCUGGUGAUGUUUUAAUGGGAUAUUUCUUUUAAUUUGUUCUUUUAGACUUGAUUAUAUUAUAUAUAUACAUAUGUACCUGUACAUUUACUAAUGUAGAAAGUAAAGUUUUUG
Molecule: messenger RNA, 1349 nt
Organism: Liolophura sinensis
Lineage: Eukaryota; Metazoa; Mollusca; Polyplacophora; Chitonida; Chitonidae
Product: high mobility group protein hmg-12-like
Exons: 7
Coding region: 16-690 (224 amino acids)
Source: RefSeq, a predicted model, not a curated record